Messenger RNA from Lactuca saligna, 927 nucleotides. The record is from the annotation of a GenBank genome assembly. Lineage: Eukaryota; Viridiplantae; Streptophyta; Magnoliopsida; Asterales; Asteraceae.
AUGUCCAAAUCUAGGAAGCGCCCGACUGCUGCCCGACACAAAGCCCCGGCUAGAAAUCAAAACGAUGCUCCCGAUAUUCCAAGAUUUCGGGAUGCCAAUGCAGCCGAAAACUACACAAAGAGCUUGCCGAGAAAAUUUGCAUCCACCAAAUUUGUGUGCAAGCCCAUGCUUAUAUCAUUAGGGGUUCUUGAAGGGGUCACCCAAUUGUUCUGUAACAUUGGGUGUGAAAACCUUCUCAACCUCAUUGCGUACACUUACGAGCUCCCCACUAGAGAGUUUCUUGUUGACAGUGGGUACGAUAACGAAAAAAGAAAAGCCACAUUCCAACUUCUAGGGGACCGAAGGUACAUCGAUUUUGCAAUGAUAAAUGAGAUCUUGGGCUUGCCUUCUUCAAACACAUCCACAGUUUUCGACAUCUUACCUGCUGAGUUCAAUCAUGAGACCUUUCGGACAGAAAUCAUCAGGGGUAUCUUUUCGUGCGCUGAUCGGGAUAAAGCAACAUUUAUCAUUCAUUCGUGCCUCCGCAUUGCCCAUCGCAUCUUGGUGUGUACAGUAUUUGCCCGCAAAGAAGCAGGCCAGGUCACAAAAAAUGAGCUCUUCUUCCUUUGGUGUAUGAUGCAACGUGCAAACCCGCCAAUCCCGGACUUUGCUUCAUUCUUUUUCCACAAAUGCGCACACAUGAGAUCCACAAUGUCCGAUGAUGUUUGCAUUGGGGGAUUUGUCACACUUUUGGCUCGCGGUCUUGACAUCGAGCUCCCAGAUGAAUACCAGCCUGUUGACAACAGAAAUCUUUUGGAUGAGUGUGCUCUCAUAAACAUGCACCACAUUCUUCGCAGGAACAUGAGCAGUUUCACAUGGUAUUGUCCUCAAGGGGUCGGAUAUCUCAUUCUUCCCAGACCCUCGAGUCACAAACUUCACCUUCCAUGA